CGCCGCAGCCGCAGCCCCACCGGCCCGCACCGCCCCCACGCAGGGCGGGCGCCGCGCGCUUAUUCGGCGGGGAGCAGCGCGGCCAGCCGCCGGCCGCCGCUGCGGGAUGCUGCGCUCCACGUCCACCGUCACUCUGCUCUCGGGCGGCGGCGCCGGGGCGUCCGGGGCGCCCAGCAGGAGGACAAAUGUCUGCAGACUGCGGCUGACCAUACCCCCUGAGAGUCCAACCUCAGAGUCAGGUGAAAAGAAGAUUGAAAGAAAAGAACAACACCCUGACCUAAGCAAUGGGGAGCCAACCAGGAAACUUCCUCAGGGUGUUGUCUACGGCGUGGUGCGGAGAUCGGAUCCAAAUGAGCAGAAAGAAAUGGUGGUGUAUGGGUGGUCCACCAACCAGCUGAAAGAAGAGAUGAACUACAUCAGAGAUGUGAGAGCCACUUUGGAAAAAGUAAGGAAGCGAAUGUAUGGAGACUAUGACGAAAUGAGACAGAAGAUUCGACAGCUCACCCAGGAAUUGUCAGCUUCCCAGGCUCGGCAGGAGUAUCUCGAGAAUCACAUCCAGACACAGUCGUCGGCCCUGGACAGUUUUAAUGCCACGAACUCAGCCUUAACGUCGGACUCCAUCGGCCUGCAGAAAACCCUGGUGGAUGUUACUUUGGAAAAUAGCAGCAUUAAGGAUCAAAUGAGAGAUCUGCAGCAGACCUACGAAGCAUCCAUGGGCCAGCUGCAGGAAAAGCAGAGGCAGCUGGAGGUGGCGCAAGUUGAAAACCAGCUGCUGAAAAUGAAGGUGCAGUCCUCCCAGGAAGCCAACGCGGAGGUGAUGAGGGAGAUGACCAAGAGGCUGUACAACUGGUACGAGGAAAAGCUGCAGGAAGAGCGGCAGAACCACAGCGCCGAGAAGGAGGCUCUCCUGGAAGAAACCAAGAAUUUUCUGAAAGCUAUUGAAGAAGCCAAUAAAAAGAUGGAAGUGGCGGAGAUCAGCCUCGAGGAGAAGGACCAGAGGAUCGGAGAGCUGGACAGGCUGAUUGAGCGCAUGGAAAAGGAACGUCAUCAGCUGCAACUCCAGCUCCUGGCCCAUGAAACAGAAAUGUCAGGGGAGAUAACGGAUUCUGACAAGGAAAGGUAUCAGCAGCUGGAGGAGGCAUCUGCCAGCCUCCGGGAACGGAUCCGGCACCUCGACGACAUGGUGCAUUGCCAGCAGAAGAAAGUCAAGCAGAUGGUUGAGGAGAUCAUGUCACACGAGCUCUUCUCCAGAUUUAGUCUCCGGUUCUUUGGAAGAUGAUAAAAUGGUAGCCUGGGUUGGAAGCAAUUGCUUUUAUUGUUCGUGAUUAGAAGAAUACUCGUACUCUGCUGGGAAGAGGGGGCAUGUCCCUCUGUGAUGAGCCGAUGAACAAAACAGGAAGGACAUGGUGUGGAAAGGAGAAUUUGACCACGUAGGGCUCUCAUUUGUGAAAAUACCACACACUGUCACCUCGCCUUGUCCAGCCUCAUGCUGCAGAGUCAAGAGAACUCAAAGGAUAUUUUUAGAAACUUGGGUUCCUAGACAUCGAACAAAGAGCUGCGAUGAAAAAUAAUACUAAAAAAUAAUUCAGGAAAGCAGGUGGAGGCUGGUUCUAAGAUCUUGGAAAAGGAAGCUGCACUUCUGGAAAGCUGCCAAGGACACCUGCUAAGGCUGGGACUCGGGCUUGAAGAACUUGAGUGCUCCAGGAAGGAAGUGCUCCCCACCAGAUCACACCCCACAUAAUGCGGAAGCCGUCAAGUGUCCGUGUAGUUUGGUUAUAUUUGCAUGUGGGAGGUGGCCCUGAGGAUGUCCUCUUGGAAUGGAGAUCAAAAGCACUAGUCAACGUAGCAUUCUCUUUGUUGAAGCAGGGUUCGGUUUGCUUUUUAUCUCCAUGGGCAUUCUGCCCGAAUUGGCAGUUCAGCUAACUUCAUGGAAAGGAGAAGUCUGUCUGAGGAAAAGAGAAAUAUAUUUGAUCGAAAUAUAUUGAAGUGAAAUACAGUCCAUGCCUGCUUUAUUCUUUUUAUUUUUAAAGAUUUUAUUUAUUUAUUUGACAGAGAGAGACAGAGUGAGAGAGGGAACACAAGCAGGGGGAGGGGAGAGGGAGAAGCAGGCUUCCCGCAGAGCAGGGAGCCCGAUGCGGGACUCGAUCCCAGGACUCUGGGAUCAUGACCUGAGCCGAAGGCAGACGCUUAAUGACUGACUGAGCCACCCAGGCGCCCCGCCUGCUUUAUUUUUAUAGAGAUCUUCUUGAGACAAGCCACAGGGGCUGGUAGGUCACCCAAACUUAACAGCGUAACUGAAGACUAGUAGUGGUAGUAGCCCCAGUAGCAGUAAUAAUCAGUGGGUUGGUUAGCCUAAUAAGCUAGUAGACUGGGCUGAUGGAGUGGCUGCAUUAAGGGGCGGGGUGUCACUCAGGUGUUGGGUGGUUCUCCAGUCCCACUUCUCCAUGGCAGAGUGGGCGGGUAAAUGGUUGCCUGUCAGUAUUUGUCUUCGGUCUUUCAUUCAGAUGCUUCUACCCCACGUUAGCAAGUAGGCAGUGGAUGGCGAAGGAGGCUUUGGAUUCUUAAGGCUUCAUUUUGUCCCUUGGCCUCGCACAUCCCCACCCAAAGGAGGCGUUACUCAGAAGUUUGAGGCAGAAUUUAUAUACGGUAAAUAAAAAUGUUACAGUUUCAAAUUCUCAUGUUCAACAUAUUAUUCACUAAAAUGUGAGGUUUUUAGAAGGGAUCAGAAAGCUCACUGUGUGUGCAAACCUUUUUUCCCCCCUAUACGUUAUGGAAAUAUUGAAGGUUUAUUUUAUGAUACCUGCUGAUUAAUAUAUUCAGGAUACAAACUGUCCUUUUGAGGGAGCAGGUCUUUUCUUUGUAAAUGUCACUGAAUUCACUUUCUUCUUCGUUGAGAUUGUUUGUAGUUGGCUGUAAAAUAUUUCUCAGAGACCUGCGUGCCCACGUUCUACCCAUAGAGUUUGUGAGACUCCACUCAUGUUCCAAGUAACUAUCAGCUACUGAAUGUUUCUCAUGCUUCUCGGCCAUGCGUCUAGACCCAACAUUCCCACAUUCAUCCUCUUAUGGGGCAUAUGAUUUAUACAAUUUUUUUUUUGGCACAGGAAACUGAAGCUUAGCGUCUUAAAUAAGUAGCUGGCAGUCUCUCAGCAAAUGAUGAUGGUGCUGGGGCCACAAGAUCUUUGGCUCCAAAGCCAGUGUUCAUUCUUUGCUUCUAAUUUUGUGUAUUUUUUGUUUGUUUGUUUUUGUUUUUAAAGAUUUUAUUUAUUUAUUUAUUUGCGAGACAGAGAAUGAGAGACAGAGAGCAUGAGAGGGAGGAGGGUCAGAGGGAGAAGCAGACUCCCUGCCGAGCAGGGAGCCCGAUGUGGGACUCGAUCCCGGGACUCCAGGAUCAUGACAUGAGCCGAAGGCAGUCGCUUAACCGACUGAGCCACCCAGGCGCCCCAAUUUUGUGUAUUUUUUAAUUGGAAAAAAAAAUUUUAAUAUGGAAGAUUACAGAGAAUGGUAAAAACAAAGACCCAGGUACUCUCCUCUAGAAGUGACAAAAUGUUAACAUUUUGGCAUAUUUCAGAUUUUUUCCAAGUAAAAGAAAACAGUAGCAAGAAGAGGUUCUUUCUAUUCCUCUGAUCUUUUUCCUUCUUCUCCACUCUCUCCCUCUUCAGAAGCCUUUUGGUCUCCAUCCAGGCCAUGUUUUGAUGCUUUUACUACAUACAUAUGUAUCUAUUAUCAGUAUUUAGCCUAAUGUACGUGUUUAAAAAUGUAUGUUCAUCUUUAUAACAUGUAAGUAAGUAGAUAUUAUUGUAUAUAGUAUUCAACUUACUCUUUUCCCCAAUUUUGUUUUUGAUGUCACAAAGAGCUACAUUAUUUAUUUUAAUGGAUCUCUAAUAUUUCAUUGUAUUAAUGUAUCAUCAUGUGUCCUACUGAUAGAUAUUUAGCUUGUUUCCAAAUUUGUAUUCCUUUGCAAACAAUGCCAAACAGUCUCUUUGCUUCUGUAGUUAGGGAACGUGGCUGGAGGAGGAGCUGCUGGGGCCUUGGGUUGCGCAGUCUCCCCUCUGCUAGAUACUGCCCAGUUGGUCUCCGGGGGGUGCGCCCAGUUCCACCCACCGGGAGGGUGGGUUUCCCCACAUCCUCACCACCUCUUGGCGCCGCUGGACUAUAAUUUUAGCCAGUUGUGAAAUAGUAGCUCUUUGACUCUGAUUUGCUCCAGCCCAGUUACUGCUCAUCGCUAUGGGUGCCGCUGAGCAUCUUUUCAUCAGCGUGUUGACCAUGCAGGCUUCCGCCUUCGUGAAUUGGCCGCUCUUCUCUUUUGUCCACUUUCCCGUGUGGACAGCUGCUGAUUUGUCAGAACUCUGGGUACUACCGAUACUGAUCAUUUGUCACAAAGUGUUUGUAUGCUGUUACCUUCUCCCAGCCACUGUUUGUUUGUUUGUUUAUGGUAUCUUGUAUAAUGCACGUGUGUUUUACAUUUUGGUAUAAACUUGUCAAUCCUUUGGUGCUGUGUUGUGUGUCUUGUUUGUUUGCCAUCAGGAUAUUUUUGUGAUAGCUUUUCAUCUUUAUGGCUUUAGUUACAACCCCCACCACACUCCUACCCUUUAUCUUCUCUCACUCUUUUUCUCCAUAGCACUUACGUCCUAGUAUAUACUACACUUCUCUGUUUUGCAUACUUAUUUGUUGUCUGUUUGCCCCCACUAGAAUGUAAGCUCCACGAGGGCAGUGGCUUUUCUCUGUUUUGCUCUUGGCUAUGCUCCUAACAUCUGGAACAGUCACUGGCAUAUAGUAGGUGCUCAAUAAAUAUUUGCUGAACAAAUAAAGAAUAAUCCAUGUGGAAUUUAUUUUUGUGUUUAUAGUGUGAAUAGGGCUGCAUUUUUCAUUUUGUGGGUUUUCUUUUUUUUCUCACGAAAAGCUUGUUUCUCUAACAGCGUUUACCGAACAUUCCAUCCUUGCCCCACUGAGUUUUGCAUGGCCCCUUUAUCAAGCUGGAGUCGCUUCCCUUGUGCUGCUGUCUGUAAAUACUCCUGUUCUCCUGCCCUGAUGGGUCCAUCAAAACACAUUUAAUAAGCGCCUUUCAUGAACCAAAUGCAAACAUGGACGUGAGUUCUUGCCCUUAAAGGACUUUCUGGUUGAUACUAAAACUUGUUAGAACUCAAGGCCAACUAUGACAGGUAUUAAGCAGGGGUAUGAACUGCUUGCUGGGGACAGAGAAGCCGGUGGGGACAGGAGUGAUUAAGUUCAUAGGCUUUGAGUAAAUUGAAUCUGGCUUUGCAUCUGCUCCUCUCUUGACUAGACUUUAUAUCUUGAGCAAGUUACUUCUUCUCCAACAUUCAGUUUCCUUAUCAACCAAAUGAGGACGAUCCUAACCAUACCUGCUUCAGAGGCUGUUUUAAGGCUUGACUGAUGUAACACAGGCUAGGGGUUUGGCGCAGAGUCCCUAAGCGUUGACUAAUGCUGAUGUGGGUGCAGAGGCCUUGGGGAGGAGGUGAUAUAUGAUCACGUCUUGCAGGUUGGGUUGGAUUUUUCUAGGCAGGGAUUGAAUGGGUGGAAAAGGACAUGCCAGACAACAUAUAGAAUAACAACAACAAACCAACAGAAACCAAAGACAUGGAGACCAGAAAGUUUAGGGUGAGUUCGGAGAGCUACCAGUCUAGUUUGACUGGAUCCGACUGGGGAGAGAUAAUGGAGAGCCUGGAAAUGAGGUGGAGACCAGUUGUGGGUUCGCACCCCCUCGGCACCAAGCUGAGACAAUGUCUGGUGUUACCCUCCUCCAGAUUCCUCAGUGGGGCCCUCUGCCUGGUCAGAUCUGACCCCAGAGUGAUGCCUCAGGCAGGAGGGAGCUAGGUGAAUAGGAGGGGAGAGAAGCCAGAAGGGCAGCUUGGAGGCUCCCAGGAGAAGCCUGGCCAGUGCGGGUGAGGGGCCACACUCCAGGACACUUGAACUUAGGAACAUUUUAAAAACCACCACUGUUUAGGCACCAGCUCUGUCCCACCUGUGGAGCUCGGGCUGUCAUGUGCCUCAUCUUACGUUCGUCUGAAACCGUUCUUUCCCUGGACGUUCCUGUUCAGCGGAGGGUCUUUUGUCCCUGAUACUGCAGCUAUCAAGGAAAGCAUGGGGCUAGGGACACAUCGAGUGCCCUCUUCCCCGCUUCUACUUUCCACUUUCCUCCUCUAAAGUCAGAGGGAAAAAGAACAGCCUCAAGACUUCGGGCCGCCGCAGAUGCUCUGUAAAGGAAGAUCCCAGCCAACGUUCCUCCCAGCCUUGCCUAAUUCCCGGCCCCAUUGCAGUGAUAGGCCGUCACCACAGGGAGGGUGGAAGCACACCCCUGAACAUCAGUGUGGCGAGAGAAAGAGCUGGGGCCUCGACAUCAGGGAGAUGUAGAUUUAGAUCUCAGCCCUGCCGGCAUCCAGCUCUCAGGUGACCAGCUGUCCUGGUU
Mirounga angustirostris (Northern elephant seal) is the source of this 6424-nucleotide messenger RNA. RefSeq names its product myocardial zonula adherens protein (gene MYZAP). NCBI's taxonomy places the organism in Eukaryota, Metazoa, Chordata, Mammalia, Carnivora, Phocidae. The coding region runs from base 107 to 1279 and encodes 390 amino acids. The record is from RefSeq and is a predicted model, not a curated record. Gene Ontology annotation, cellular component: I band; intracellular anatomical structure; nuclear envelope. The transcript has 11 exons. Gene Ontology annotation, biological process: maintenance of ER location; intracellular signal transduction.